Messenger RNA from Hermetia illucens (black soldier fly), 572 nucleotides. RefSeq lists its product as uncharacterized. The transcript is spliced from 3 exons. Bases 146 to 478 code for a protein of 110 amino acids. The record is from RefSeq and is a predicted model, not a curated record. Lineage: Eukaryota; Metazoa; Arthropoda; Insecta; Diptera; Stratiomyidae.
CAAUUUCUCGAAAAAUACGAAACUUACAAUGUAGAAUCAACAUGAGAACGUCUUGAAAUAUUUCAAGGAUUAGAGUAAAAUAUUCGAGAAUUCUUCUCUAUAAAAAAAGUGCUGGAUGAUGGGUUAGGAAGUCGACUUAUUUCGAAUGUUGCUGCAUAGGAAGCAAACAAUAUUAAAAAUGGAUUUCAGUUUUUGGGAAGCCGCUCUAAUACUCACACUUUCGUUUAUAACCGUCUGCGUUUUAUAUUAUUGGUGUACUUCAACGUGUUGCCAAAGGAGCGAACCGGAACUGGAUAUCGAUGACUCUAUGGAUUCUAAUCAAAGAACACCAGCUAUUUUCACCAUCACCACCGUUUUAAUGGGAGACAGCCGAUCUACUACGCAACGUUACACGACAACACGCACGAAUGCAGAGUUGGUCCCUGGAGAUUAUCCGCCUACGUAUGAAGAAGCCGUCAGACGGAUAAGAGUUUCUUAGCUUGGUGCGCCCUCAAUUGUGGAAACCAACUUCGAAAUAAUGAUCAUUUAAUAUUACAUUUAGAAAAUAAAGACAUUCCUAACGUUGUAUCCAA